This is a messenger RNA of Fonsecaea erecta, 450 nucleotides long. RefSeq lists its product as hypothetical. The record is from RefSeq and is a predicted model, not a curated record. NCBI's taxonomy places the organism in Eukaryota, Fungi, Ascomycota, Eurotiomycetes, Chaetothyriales, Herpotrichiellaceae. The transcript has 2 exons. The coding region runs from base 1 to 450 and encodes 149 amino acids.
AUGUCAACCUCCAACAGUGGCGAAAAGCAGAAUCCGCGUCCAGUCCAGAAGACCAGGGCUGAUCAGGUCAAGACAGCGCAUGGACAAACAGAGGGAAUGAUCCGCCAGUCGGCCAUUGUCGAGUUAUCUCCGUCCAUCUGUGGCACGUUAAUGCGUGCGCAACCGCACUCUGCUUCGGCAGUCCACCAUCAUGGCUCGCAAGACACUAUCGUCUACGCCGUCAGCGGCUAUGGAUCUCUUGUAUCAUCCUCGGGCAAGGGGAAAGACGGUCCGUUUGGCGAUGUCAGGCAAGAUCUCAAGCCAGGAGAUUGGGCGUUAAUCCCAGCGUACAGGGAACAUCAGGAGGUGAACGACGGAGAUGAAGAAGCCGUGUGGGUUAUAGUGCGCGCGCCGGGAGGGGUCCCUAUCGUCGAGAACUUGAGCGGUUGGGGCGGGAGCUUGGAGAGUUGA